AUGCAACCGGGCGUCAGCGAGGUGGCCCGCGGCUCGUACAGGACGUUCCACACGUCGGCAAGCGCGGCACGUCGACCCAAAACGGACUACGGCAUCCUGCUAGAGGCUAAGCGUCGUAGCGAAGGCACGAUCAACCGCAAGAGCGCAAGCACAAGAUCGUGCGCUGCGGCAGAGCAGGCAGGACAACGGCUAAGCUCCCCGCGCUGGCGCGGCGUUCGGGAGGCUGGGAAUGUGAUAGAACCUACAACGACUUGGACGCAAAGGACGACCUCUUUGCUGCCUACCCCUCGUGGUCAGUGUACUCCCAUGUUGCAGAACGGCCGAACGUCCCCUCGUGGUGAGCAGCACGUAGGAAGGGCUGUCUCAGAUGAGAAGAUGGAUGACGCUGCCUCCGCACUGCUCUCAGAACUCCAGCAGGUGGUAGUGCGUGUCUCGCAUCAGAUGGUCGACGAGCGCCGCCGUGCCGCUCAACAGCGCAAGCAGAUCGAUACGCUUGAGACGAUCGUGGCGGAGCAAGACGCGAUGCUGGAUGCGCUACGAACGCAACACAAUGCUGCACAGUACGAGAAAAGCUGCCGUCUGAAAUGCUACCAGAACGAGUUGCGUUGCCGGGGUGUCGAUUCUGUUCAGCCAAAGGGGUACAAUCGUGAGAGGUGCCGCACAUCGGAAUGGCGCAUUUCAGCUGCGCAAGUGGACGACUGUGUCUGCGCUGAGUUCCGCCGCCUCUCGCCCAUUUACGAGUCAUCUCCUUUUAGCGGGUUUGACGAGGUAAGUCCCAUUAUCGCUGCCGUGUUGCGGUCACUGGCGACGCAGGUACUUCAGCUGCGGUGCGCGGCGAGAGAAAACGAAGUAAAAGCAAGCAGUCUCUCAAGAGGUGAAUCAUCGUUUGCGUUUCAGCUUCCUGCUGGAUCCGCGCCCCUUGUAACUGCACCAGCAGUUUCGUCUCCCUCUGUUAUGCUGAGCUUCAACAGGCACGCCCCCGCUGCCAAUCGCAGCAACGCAAGCGCCGUGGACCGCGUGAAGCCCACGAUGGCUCCAGAAACGCAAACAAAAGCUUCCAUGUCUGCAACACCCGCAGCAGGACCGCACCAUGCCUCUUUGGGGAGUGCUAGUCUCACAAUUGGUGAGGAAGAGAAGUUGUUCUGCGUCGAUAUGGGCGCCGGCAUGAAUACCACAGUCCGUGCAGCAGCACGCCCCGCGUCAGAGGCGAGCGUAUCAGUGUCAAACUCCGUGUGCGAGGAUGCAGCCUCCAUCCUGUCGGACAUACGUGCUCGCUACGGUCUGUAG
Molecule: messenger RNA, 1287 nt
Organism: Leishmania braziliensis MHOM/BR/75/M2904
Lineage: Eukaryota; Euglenozoa; Kinetoplastea; Trypanosomatida; Trypanosomatidae
Exons: 1
Coding region: 1-1287 (428 amino acids)
Source: RefSeq, a predicted model, not a curated record